Lobosporangium transversale is the source of this 1764-nucleotide messenger RNA. Its product is annotated as beta-lactamase/transpeptidase-like protein. Bases 81 to 1685 code for a protein of 534 amino acids. Lineage: Eukaryota; Fungi; Mortierellomycota; Mortierellomycetes; Mortierellales; Mortierellaceae. The record is from RefSeq and is a predicted model, not a curated record. The transcript is spliced from 4 exons.
AAACAAUCUACUUCACUAGCAAUCAUUACAACUUGAAUUCAACUGUAAAAAAAAAAGAAAAAACUGAUUUCCCAAAGAUCAUGGUAGCUUUCUCACCCAAGAGACUGAGAAGUUUCCUCUCGGUCGCCAUCCCGACCAUUUUGGUGCUCUUGAGCCCUUCUGCUGUUACUGCCCAAGAUGAAGACCUAGGGGACAAUAGGGUUUCGGCCCCCGCUUCGCUGUCGAACCUGCGUUCUGUGAUUGAGAAGGCCAGAGUCGAAAGCGGUAUCCCUGGCAUGAGCGUCGCGGUUCUUUACAAGGGCAAAUUGGUUUUUGCUGAAGGAUUUGGUAAACGCAAUGCCAAAGACCCCUUCGAACCAGAGACUUUAAUGCCGAUGGGAUCCAUCACCAAAUCCUUCACUGCUGCAGCUAUUGGAGAAUUGGUGGCAGAAGGAAAGAUGGACUGGGACCAGACUCCUGUUUCUAAAUAUCUUCCCGAGUUUGAAGUUGAUGAUCCUGUUCUAACUUCCGAACUCACCGCAGUGGACUUGUUGUCUCAUCGAACAGGCAUGCUCAGACACGAUGCAGCGUGGCUGAAGGCCAAUAUCACUAGAUUGGAUCUGAUCAAGCGUAUCAAGUACGACAAAUUGGACCGAAAGCUCAAAACCAAGGCUGUGUACAACAACAUCAUGUACGCAGCUAUUGGUGAAGCCUCUGCCAGAGUUGCUGGGACCUCCUGGGAGAAAUUGGUCGAAAACAAGGUUGUUAAGCCACUUGGUCUCAAGAAUACUGGAUUCGGGCCAAUGGCUAUGAAGAAAAGAUCCAGCAACCAUGCUAUCCCUAGUUUUGCAUGGUCAUUUGAAGAUGCAGUCAAAGGCAAGUUUGAAUAUGGAGAACUGAGCCCUAUUUAUUUGUCAGUUGCGCCCGCAGGGGACAUGUACUCGAAUGUCCUUGACCUUACUCGAUAUGGCCAGGUGAUCAUGAAUGGCGGCAAAUCAAAGGAUAAGCAGGUUUUGAAUAAGGACAGUAUCCGUGAAGUCUGCAGUGGACACACUUUCUUCUCGAAUCAAAGGCUGACAGCUGAUUUCGCUCCGACCCAAGCCUAUGGCAUGGGUUGGUUGAUAGACAGCUACAAAGGAAAAACUUUUUUGAGUCAUGAUGGCAGUAUCUCCAGUUUCAUUUCAAACUUGCAGUUCUUUCCUAAUGACGACUUGGUGGUUGCUACACAGUCCAAUGGCUUACAGGCGUCGGGACUUGUCGGGUACUUACCAUUCCUUAUUGCAGAUGAGUUGUUUGGGUUGCCAAAGACGGAAGAUUGGUUGGCACUCUCUGUUGCACAGAGCAAAGGUUUUUACGACUACAUAGCAUAUCAACUGAAUGGCGGUGAUUUACCGCCUUUGGUCAAGUCCAAGCCCACGACUCGUCCCCUCUCAGACUUCACUGGCAAAUAUACCCACCCGAUCUAUGGUGAGAUGACUGUCGAACUCAGGCCUGUUGAUGGAAAAGAGGAUGCACUCUUCAUUACUUUCAACAAGCUUGAGUCCAAGAUGGAGCAUUACCAUUAUGAUUCUUUCAAGAUGGCCUUUGUUGACGAUGGGGCCGCGACUGGAGUGUUCUUGACCUUUGAACAAGGAAGCGAUGGCGGUGUUUCUGGAUUCCAAGCCAAGAUGCCUGAAGGUUGGAAGCAGUUCACCAAAACCAAAUAAGAGUGCUUUACAUUAUUCCCACCCACAGCUUUAGCUUAUCUUAUAGACCUAGUAUCAAUAAAAUAGCAUUCUAGACUCG